CAAACCGAAGCCCCCAAACCCCUAUCUUCAAAAUGGUGUACAGAGCCGUGGUCAUGUAUCCGAACGAGCCGGAUACCACCUUCGACGAGGCCUACUACAAGGAGCACCACAUGGCUCUGGUUGAGCAAAUCUGGGGAAAGUACGGAAUCAAGGGCUGGUCGAUCCAGAAGUACACCAAUGCCAUGGACGGCUCGCCAUCGAAGUACUUGAUUGCUUGCACCCUCGAGUGGGAGAGCGCCGAGAGCUUGCAGAAUGCUGUGAAGGAUCCCGAAACCCCCAAGAUCUUCGAGGAUAUCCCGAAAUUCACCAACAAGCAGCCUAUCACUCUUGCUGGGGAUUCUAUCUAAGUGGACACAGAGAGUAGGUUGGAUUUGUGCUACUUCUUUUAUAGAGAGAGAUCGCUGAUUGGUGGUACCUAGGACUCUUGACGACUUCUGAAUGCUCAUACCUGGGAGAUAAUUGCUGGGAAUGAGCUUUCUAGUCAUAUCAUGAGGGAAAUGAGAGGUGGAAUGGAAUUUCUUAACGACUGAUGUAUAUAAGAUCUAGAA
Molecule: messenger RNA, 548 nt
Organism: Aspergillus steynii IBT 23096
Lineage: Eukaryota; Fungi; Ascomycota; Eurotiomycetes; Eurotiales; Aspergillaceae
Exons: 1
Coding region: 33-347 (104 amino acids)
Molecular function (GO): oxidoreductase activity
Source: RefSeq, a predicted model, not a curated record